Messenger RNA from Oryzias melastigma (Indian medaka), 1627 nucleotides. RefSeq names its product erythrocyte band 7 integral membrane protein-like. The transcript has 7 exons. NCBI's taxonomy places the organism in Eukaryota, Metazoa, Chordata, Actinopteri, Beloniformes, Adrianichthyidae. Bases 465 to 1292 code for a protein of 275 amino acids. The record is from RefSeq and is a predicted model, not a curated record. Gene Ontology annotation, cellular component: plasma membrane.
UUAAUAUAUUUACUUUAUCUUGGUUUGUGUUGCACAUAAGGAAGAGCAAGAAAAUAAACUACACAUUAGGUACCAUAAGGAAUACAUUAUGCUUGUCUAUUUGUAUGUAUGAGUUCUUGUGGGAAACACUUUGGGAGGGUCAUUUUUCAAAAUAUAAAUAAAAAAUACAUAAUUAUAUAUUCCUUUUCUGCGUUUAUAUACAAAAAAAUGUUGAAAAAGUAGAUUUAUUGAAGAACUACGUGGACUAAAAUGUAUGAAAUUUCAUAAAACCUGUUUAUUGUUUCAAAACCCCAGUGAUUGGUUAUUUAUAAUAAUUCAGUUAAAAAUCAAAGCCCCACCAAUCCUGUGACUCAUGGGAGGUGGUCUCUAACUUUAAAAGGUUGGAUACUUCCUCUCAUCGAGCACACUUUACUAAACUCUUUACGAGGAACAUUACCAGCUCAAAAACGGAAAUAGAGGACCAGAUGGAGGGGAGAAGACAGGAGGACAGUGGUGCUCUAAUUUCUGAGCGAACAGGGUCUUUGGGAAGGGUUGAACUGUCUAUCGUCAUCCUCGCUACAUUCUUCACAGUUCUACUUUUCCCCUUUACAAUCUGGUUCUGUUUCAAGAUUGUUCAGGAGUACGAGCGAGCCGUCAUCUUCAGGCUGGGCCGCAUCGUAGACAAGAAACCCAAAGGACCAGGAAUAUUCUUUGUUAUACCAUGGACUGACUCCUUGGUUAAAGUGGAUCUACGAACCGUUUCAUUUGACAUUCCACCGCAAGAGAUUCUAACUAAAGAUUCAGUCACUGUUUGUGUGGAUGGAGUAGUGUACUUCCGGGUCAGUGACCCCAUCGCUUCGGUGGCCAACGUGUCUAAUGCUGACUUUUCCACCCGACUGCUGGCACAAACCACCCUCAGAAACGUCCUGGGUACCAAGAGUCUCGCUGAGGUCUUGUCUGAUCGUGAAGGUAUUGCUCACAGCAUGCAGUCCAAUCUGGAUGAAGCCACAGACAACUGGGGAAUUAAGGUGGAGCGCGUGGAGAUAAAAGAUGCUAAGCUUCCUCAUCAGCUGCAGAGAGCCAUGGCUGCAGAAGCAGAGGCAGCCCGAGAGGCCAGAGCAAAGGUGAUUGCAGCAGAGGGUGAGAUGAACGCAUCCCGCGCCCUAAAGGAGGCGUCCCUCGUCAUUGCAGAGUCUCCAUCAGCUCUGCAGCUUCGUUACUUGCAGACUCUCAACACCAUUGCAGCAGAGAAGAACUCCACCAUUAUCUUCCCAUUGCCCAUGGAUGUCAUGGCUCACUUUAUGCGGAAGUGAAGUUGCUGCCUCACAAAGGUCAAGUGUUCUGGAUAAGAUAGAAUCAUUGUAAAUUUCUGUGCCAUGUUGAGACUUAAAACUCAGGCCAAUCCCAGGAUGUGGGUCAGGCAAGCCUAUCCAUGAAUCAUGUCCCCCAGGAAAGGUUGUUACUGUAUCAUUUGAGAUUCGCACCCAAUCACUUUGUAUCCUAAAAUAGCUCAAAUUAGACAUUAGAACUCUAAUUGAGAGGUAACAUCAUAGCAAAAAUUCUACUUUCACUCCUGGUUAUAUUUUGUUGAUGAUUGAUUAAUGGACAUAAACCAUCAAUAUUGGGGCUUUGUACUUUUUAAGGUGAA